Messenger RNA from Vicia villosa (hairy vetch), 2194 nucleotides. RefSeq names its product metal transporter Nramp6.2-like. Gene Ontology annotation, cellular component: membrane. The coding region runs from base 194 to 1804 and encodes 536 amino acids. Gene Ontology annotation, molecular function: cadmium ion transmembrane transporter activity; manganese ion transmembrane transporter activity. Gene Ontology annotation, biological process: metal ion transport. NCBI's taxonomy places the organism in Eukaryota, Viridiplantae, Streptophyta, Magnoliopsida, Fabales, Fabaceae. The record is from RefSeq and is a predicted model, not a curated record. The transcript is spliced from 14 exons.
CUUUCCAAAACAACAUUUUAUCAUCACUCCUAACACACUACCUACCUGUAAAAGUCAAUACAAAAGCAUAAUCUAAAGAAAGAGAAGAAGAAGCAGCAGCAAAUAUGAGCACCACCGGCAAUUGCUAAUUGGAGUUCCAUAUCCGCUGAUCCACUACGUACUUUACGUGAUCAAAAGCAAGAGAAAAACUAACAUGAUGCAUCAAGAACAACAAGUGAGUAAUGGUAACAACAACCCCCUGGUGGCAGUAAAUGUGACACCUGCUGGCACAUCAUCUCCUAACCAUGACUCUUCGAAGACACCAGGAUGGAAAAGGUUCUUUACAUAUGUUGGUCCGGGGUUUCUUGUCUCUUUGGCGUACCUAGAUCCUGGAAAUUUGGAAACUGAUUUGCAAGCUGGGGCGAAUCAUGGUUAUGAGCUGUUGUGGAUCAUAUUUAUUGGACUUAUAUUUGCCCUUCUGAUUCAAUCCUUAGCUGCUAAUCUUGGAGUAUGCACCGGAAAACACCUUGCAGAAAUCUGUAAGGCUGAGUAUCCAUUAUUCAUGAAGUACUGUUUAUGGAUACUAGCUGAGCUUGCUGUAAUAGCAUCAGACAUACCUGAAGUGAUUGGGACUGCAUUUGCUCUUAACAUACUAUUUCAUAUUCCAGUAUGGGGAGGAGUUUUGUUGACGGGAUGUAGCACGCUCUUGUUUUUGGGCCUGCAAAGAUUUGGAGUAAGGAAAUUGGAACUUCUGAUAUCAGUUUUAGUAUUUAUAAUGGCUGGCUGUUUUUUCGGAGAAAUGAAAUACCUAAAACCCCCUGCAUCUGGUGUAGUUGAAGGGGUAUUUAUCCCUAAACUCAAUGGAAAUGGCGCUGUAGCCGACGCUAUUGCCCUCUUAGGAGCUCUAAUCAUGCCUCACAAUCUUUUCCUCCACUCUGCUCUAGUGUUAUCAAGAAAAAUACAUGGUUCUGAGCGUGGUGUCAAUGAUGCAUGCAGAUACUUUCUCGUUGAAAGUGGUUUUGCUUUGUUUGUCGCAUUUCUAAUCAAUAUUGCAGUGAUUUCCGUGUCUGCCACUGUUUGUACUGCCAAAGACAUUACUGCGGAAAAUGUUAAAAGUUGCAGUGAUCUUACCCUUAACUCGGCUUCUUUUCUUCUUAAGAAUGUAUUGGGACGUUCCAGCUCAGUCAUAUAUGCAAUAGCCUUGCUAGCUUCUGGACAAAGUUCUUCUAUAACUGGGACAUAUGCAGGCCAAUUUAUCAUGCAGGGUUUUCUGGACUUAAAGAUGGAGAAAUGGAUUAGGAACUUGUUGACAAGGAUUGUUGCCAUUGCCCCCAGUCUCGUUGUCGCUAUCAUUGGUGGCUCUUCUGGAGUUGGAAGACUUAUCAUCAUUGCCUCUAUGAUUCUUUCUUUUGAAAUCCCGUUUGCUUUAAUACCACUGCUGAAGUUUAGCAGCAGCAGCAUCAAAAUGGGAACUCACAAGAACUCUAUGAUUGUUAUUGUCAUCUCAUGGAUACUAGGCUUGGGCGUCAUUGGUAUAAAAGUCUACUAUCUCAUUACUGCUUUUGUGGGUUGGAUAACUCACAACGGUCUGCCAAAAGUGGCAAACGUUUCCAUUGGGAUUAUAGUGUUUCCGUUAAUGGCACUAUACAUUGUCUCGGUAAUCUAUCUAACAUUCAGAAAAGACAGAGUUAAGACAUUUGUUGAGGUUAAGGAUGACCCAGUAAUGCAAGCCCAUAUGGAAAAAGGAUUUGGAAACGUUGGUCAGGAAGAGUUGAGUAAUGCUCCUUACAGAGAAGUUGGUCAGGUAGAGUUGAGUAAAAUAUAGCAUCAACCUCACAUUGCUUUCAAGUCAUUUUAAUGAAUAAUGAGAAUAAGAUGAUGGCAAAUUCUCAAAAUUAUUAUAGGUUAUAGUAAAAAUUUGUCAUGUUUCUAUAUUAUUGCAUAAGUCCCAAAGUCAAAUGGUCCUCAAGAAAGCUAGAUUGGUUUAAGUCCCAAAGUCAGAUGGUCCUCAAAUAAUAAACAACAGUCCAAGUCAAAGGAACAGGUGAAGAGGAGAUCUUCUGUCCUAUAUCGACCAUUCUUCCUAAGAAUGUUACUUUUGUUCCUUUUCUUCUGUUUUUUCUACCUUGUAAUCAGGAUGAUAAAAUGCAGGACGCACUGUUACAUUCUCUUUUCUUCAUUUUCUGAGUUUUAAAUUAUGCUAAUUGUUUAAACA